Messenger RNA from Egretta garzetta (little egret), 4367 nucleotides. It is a transcript of the gene SLAIN2, whose product is annotated as SLAIN motif family member 2. The record is from RefSeq and is a predicted model, not a curated record. Gene Ontology annotation, cellular component: microtubule plus-end. The transcript has 10 exons. Lineage: Eukaryota; Metazoa; Chordata; Aves; Pelecaniformes; Ardeidae. Gene Ontology annotation, biological process: positive regulation of microtubule polymerization; cytoplasmic microtubule organization; microtubule nucleation. The coding region runs from base 266 to 1777 and encodes 503 amino acids.
GAGGGGCUCCCGGGGCUUUGUGUAGGGAGGCAGCCUCGCCCUCUGGGGCUGGGGGAAGGGAUUAGCUCUCCGAGGUGUACCGAAGCCUGCCGGGGAAGGGUGUUUUGGUUUCUGCACAUGACAUCGCACCUCCCCGGAGGCCUACAGCUCUUGCUUUUGUUCGGCUGCCGUAGAGUAGCGCAUCGGGUCCCUUGGAGACGAGAGCAGGCUUCAGUUCCGCUGCGAAAUCAAUCGCCGGUGUUUACACAAGUUCAGAAGGUUAUAUAUGUCCCCAAAGAAGAAGCUGACUCCAGUGCAAAAAUGUGUUAGUCCAUUAGUUUGGUGCAGGCAGGUAUUGGAUUACCCAAGUCCUGAUGUUGAAUGUGCUAAAAAGUCGCUGAUCCACAGGCUGGAACAGACAAUGUCGGCUCUCAAGAGACAGAGUUUGUACAGCAGCCCUUUCAGUGCGGUCAGUUACGCAAGCUCCUAUAGUCCAAAUACUAGCAGCCCCUACAGCAGUGGUUUCAACUCUCCGUCCUCAACACCAGUGAAAUCUGCUUUAGUGAAACAGCUCAUACCUUCUGGUACCUCAGGUCAUCUUAAAAGUUCAGCAGAUAGAAAUCCCCCACUAAGUCCACAGUCCUCUCUGGACAGUGAAUUAAGUGCAUCAGAGAUGGAUGAAGACUCUAUUGGGUCUAAUUACAAGCUAAAUGAUGUUACAGAUGUGCAAAUUCUAGCACGAAUGCAGGAAGAAAGCCUCCGGCAAGAGUAUGCAGCAACUGCUUCUCGGCGUAGUUCUGGUUCUUCUUGCAAUUCUACAAGGCGAGGCACGUUCAGCGAUCAGGAGCUCGAUGCACAGAGUUUAGAAGAUGAAGAAGACGGCACACAUCACACAGUGCACCCUGCUGUUAACAGGUUCUCACCAUCACCUCGCAGUUCUCCCUGGCCUUCACCAAAACAAUCUCCAAGGAAUUCACCUCGCUCCCGAUCGCCUGCUCGAAGCAUAGAAUACAAUAGAGUGUCACCCCAGCCGAUGAUUAGCCGUUUACAGCAACCUCGUCUUUCACUUCAAGGUCAUCCUACAGAUUUGCAGACUAGUAAUGUCAAAAGUGAAGAAUCAGGUGGGCCACUUUUCCUGGCAAGGCAUCUGCAGUCUUCUAUCCGAAGUAUGUCAUCAACCCAGCUCUGCACGGAGAAACUAAGGCGUAGUCUUCCAAACCUGUCCAGGACAUCUAGCAUCCAAGCUGAGUCUGUGAAAAACAGCAGAAGUGACUCAAACUUCCAAGUGCCAAAUGGAGGAAUACCUCGCAUUCAACCUCAAGCCUCAGCCACUCUGCUGCAAAGGCAGAAAAAUUUGCCUCGCGCUGCCUUCAAAACCAAACAGUUUCUUCAAACUCCAUCUACAAAAGGAGUACCUUCUUCGAGUAAAUUUCGCUCACCUGCGGCACCGUCUCCCCUAGCUCUGCGACAACCAGUGAAGGCGUUUAGUAACCAUGGACCCGGUUCAGUUGCUUCUCCAGAAGCCACACAGCUGACACACAGUAGUUCUUCACCAGGGCCUCUUGCAGCCCAGAGUUCAGGCUUGCCGAGCCCUGCCAGCAGUAUUAACAGUACUACUCUUACCAGACCGGCAGGGACGGCAGGGAUGAGGAGUGGUUUGCCCAGACCCAGUGCCCCUUCUACAGGGGGCAUCCCAGUGCCUCGUAGCAAACUUGCACAGCCUGUUCGCAGAUCAUUGCCAGCUCCGAAGACCUAUGGCAACGUGAAAGACGAGAGCUGGAAAGACGGCUGCUACUGAACUGCAAAGCUUAAUACAAAGUUCCAGUGCUCACGGAUGCUUCCUCACCAGGCUAAAAGACAGCUUGAUUAUACAAACUGUUCAGAUGUGACUUUGGGAUUUGUAAAAAUUCCGGACCUCUCUGUCUCUAAUUCGCACAAACUGGCAGAGAUUAUAAAGCAGCACUUUAAUGACAUCUAACAUCAGAUGUUUGGUGAUCAUACAAUCACUUCUACAUUAAAUUGCUAUCAGUUCUGGGUUUUUUUUUUUCUUGCUUGCUAAAAAGAUAUCAAUAUGAGCAUUUAUGACAGUGGCCAAUGUCUGGGCAAAAACCUAACGAAUGCCAAAGAAAUGCCCAUCUUGAAAAACAGCAAGUAUAGCCGUCAACUUACAUUGUCCAAAACUUCAUUUUCAGCCUGUUUUAAUUCAGCAGAAAGAUUGGUGAAUAUGUACUAUUGAAACAAGACUACGGUGAUCAGAGCUAAUAUUCUGAUUGCAGACUGCUACAGUGCUGGUGAAACAUUGCUUUUAACAACUGUGUGAGAUUCUCAGUGGGGAAAGCGGUACGUACGUCCUUCAGAAAGAUUCGGAAGUGACUCUGGAGGAUUAGGCAGGACAGUAAGCGGUAGCCAUGGCUUUUAUUAACAUUAAAGAUUUGAAUGUAGCAGACACGCAAAUGCAAUAGUAUAGAUUGCAUCUUUCCUAUGUUGAUUUUAUCAGCUUUAUCUGCUCUUAUAUGUUUGAUUGCCAAAAGGGCUUACUAUCAGUUGUACAAUCUUUCUAACCUUAAAGUUCCUGGCUCAGGAAAGAUGGCCUUUGCUAUUGUAGCCACAUUUUUAUCACAUGGCUCGCUAUUUGGGAAAAACUUUUUUUAUAGCAGGUUUCCUUAAAAAGGAAAGAGCAAGUCACAAUGUUAAUUUGUUCCAAUACCAUACCACUAUGCUUGCAGCCUGGAGCAACUGUAAAUGCUGGUAGUUAAGGAGAAGGAAACACAACUAUGCACUUGUAACAUACAAAUUUUAAGGUAAUGAGUUGACUCUUGAUGCCAAAUGAUAUUCAUUUAGGUGAUGUUCCAUGGUAUGAGGGAGUUUUCUGUAUCCUAUUUUUUUACUUUCAUCCAUUUCUUAAAUUGGUUUAUUUUAAAUUGUAAAUAUUUUUACAGAAGAUAUUGCCCAUGUAAGUGUGUUUAAAUAUGUACUUUGCCUUACAUACGUGUAUCUUACAUUACUGGUAACAGAGUAUGAAACCUGCUAUGUCUGUUUACAAGCUAUUAAAUUCCUCUGGUGGCUCUGACUUAUUCUAACACAUUUUGCUCAGAACAACUCACUCAUAUAAUUAGCAUUUGAACCAUUGUUUUCUGUUUUGGAAGACAUCACGCAAACAUUUGUAACUAAAGUUGUAUUGGCUGGGACUAGUUAAAUGGAAGGGAUUUUGUUUGAAGCUUUUUCAGUAUUUUGGAUGUACAGUUGAUGAAGUAAGAGAAUGUGAAUGCUAUAUCCUUUGUGCAAUGACUGAUAAACACUACACGUUGGAUUGGGCGGUAGGUAGCCUUCAACCCCACUAGUAUCCGAGUUUGGAACUGCUGGUGUAUUUUGACUCCAACCAUUAAGAGGAUAACUAACCCUGAAAUUCCAGCGCUUGAAUUUUAGGCCAGCAUUAACCUAUUCCUGGAUGAAAAGCCAUGCAAUUCUACUUGACUUGGAAGAAGCCAAAUAGGAAGGAGUGGAGACUAAUUUGCAGCUCUAAUUACUCGAGCAAACUUUGGGUUGAUGAAUGACUUCACACUCCAGACCAAGAUCUGUGCUGAGACUUUGAAGUCAGGGUAUCGAAUACACUGUAAUUGAGAAAGAUUUCAGCAGGGGUAAAGAAACUGCCUUGCACCAGUAGACCAGUACAUACCACUAACCUAGCCCUGUGUCGCUGGCUGGCAGAUUGCGGAUCUCAGUUAGUCAUGUCACUAUGAAGCAGAAGAGAGGACUAGGUCAAAUACUCGCUAAAGCCCAAAUUUUAACAUUUCGCCAUUUUAUAAAGCGAUGCUGCAGUCUUCAUUGAAAAAAGGAGAAUUUUAAUUGGUGGAUUUUAUCAAACACUUGAUUGACUUCUAAAUUAAGAAAGUCAGUUUAAACGACGAUAUUGGGGGUUUUACCAUGGCUGCAUCAAACUGUUGUGUACCUUUCCUUAGCAAUUCAUCACUUGGGUAAGUUCAGCUUAAGUUUCAGAAGGAUUCUUCUCUCUGCUGUUCUCCCCCUGAAAUACAGCCGACGACUUCCUGAAAAGACAGACUAUUUACUAAGAAGGCCUUGGUGCAUUACCAGUUUAUUGAUAUCAGGAAAUCCUGGGGCUCUGUGUGUAGAGAUUUACUGCAGAAGUGUGGAAAUAUGGAUUUGAUAAACUAGUGCCUAUGAUUUACUUAACUUAUGUUUGAUAUAGUAGUAAGGGUUUUAUGAAUGUGGAUUACUUUUUGUGCCAACAGCUCGGACUUGUUGUAUGUGUGUAGGCAGAAGGACUUGUUCUGCUUCCAAAGUUAUUUAAUUUUUUUUGUGUUUGAAUGUUUUUGUAAGUGUUAAAAGUGUAAAAAAAAAUAUAUAAAAUAUUCUUACCACAAAAUACU